Molecule: messenger RNA, 502 nt
Organism: Aethina tumida (small hive beetle)
Lineage: Eukaryota; Metazoa; Arthropoda; Insecta; Coleoptera; Nitidulidae
Exons: 2
Coding region: 68-436 (122 amino acids)
Source: RefSeq, a predicted model, not a curated record
AAUAAACAAAUAUAUUUGACAAAAACAUCAAAGUCACACAUUCACAUCACCUGUUGUUAUUGCCAGAAUGUCCACACCACCGAAAAUCCCAAGAAAUGACUCAACUCGGUCCGUGUUGUUGGUCACACCGAACGAAAACGAAACUAGUUCAGAUGAAGAUAAGCCGAAACCCCAAGAAAAUGAGCCUGAGCAUGAGCGUGUAAGUGAGCGUGUGAUUAAAAACACCAUUUUAACAGAGUCCCACGCACUCGUGCAUAAACCCAGCGAAUACACAAAAAAAAUAAGUAUAAUGAUGAAUUCGGACGUUAAGUAUCGGCACAAAGGAGUGCAGGUGGUACCUUUGACCAAAGACGAAAGUGUGCAGUUGGACAGUGAAACCAGGUGUUGCCCAUGGUUGAACAACCUGUGCUGCGAAACCGUUGUGUCAGGAAUAUAAAAUUAACACCACGUUUGACAAUGUGCUUAUUUAUAUAUAUUUAAUCAAUAAAACAAUGCGAAUAUA